AUCCCACAGGACACAAGGUAAAGGUUGAGGAGUGGAAUUAUUCAACAACCAAGCCACUUCAAAGUGUACCAGUGAAAAAAAUUCAACACUCUCGUCUUUCCAUCUUCUCUUCACCUAAACCUCGAAAGAAAAAUAGAAAAACAAACAAGCAAACUUCUUCAUUAUACAGGACAUGAAAAAUCUAGAGAAGCGAGAGAAUUUGAUAAAAAAAAAGUCAACAAAUCAAUGACGGGUUUUCUUUAUUUUCAACAACAAAGAAAGGUUUGGUCUUUUUUGUUUUGAUCUGUCGUAGCAAUCAAAUUCAUAUAUGGGUUUUUCUUGAUUGGUGUUUUGAGUAGAUUUGGAGUGCUAGUAGUGUCAAUCUGCUGAAAUACUUUACUGGGUUCUGGAUAUUUCAGGGUUUUGGCUUUCUUAAGUUGCUUAAAGAUUGAAUCUUGGUGAUUUAUCGUGUUGUGAAAGAUUCUAUAUGUUCCAAAGCUUAAGACUUAAUAGAGAUAUUGAUUGCAGAUUUGCAGUAUUUAGUGUGUUUUAAUAUUUAAGUAAUUAAGAAAGAUGCAAUCUAGGAGGAAAGAAGAUUACGUGACACAGUCGCCAUCUUCAAAGAUACGUAAUCCACAUAGAACUGAUAUAGGGCAUGAGUCUCAUCCUGCUCCUCGCCAUAAUGCAGUGGAUCGGUCUCCACGCGUGCAGCAGCGAAGGAGUUUAAGCCCUCGUAGUAAGGUUGAGGUUUCUAGAAGGGUAGUUCAAGGGGAGGGAAGGAGCAGUUCAACUGAAAAAAGGGACUAUGGUUGGCAUUUGGGUGCAGGUAGGACUGAAAAAGUCCGGCCUGGUUCCCCACAAUAUGCGCAAGAGCAUAGAAAGCCUCAUUCCGACGACGGGGUUGUGCAUAGGAAGUACAGGCAAGUUGAGGAUAUGGAUUAUGAUGAUGGUAAAAGUAAUAGAUUGAAGCGAGGAUAUGAUCAUCAUGCUGCACCUUCUAGAGUGAAUAAAGAAAAGGAUUAUCGUGAAAGCAGGGCUGUGGGUAUUGAUGGGCAUGGCAUGUUGGGGCAGAAAUCAGUGCCCAUGGAAGAUGGUUUGGUAAGAGGGCCAUAUCGGGUGCCUCCAGAUUUGGUUCCCAACUCAUCUUAUGGAGAUACUGGGGCGCAUAUACAGUCAAUGUCCCGGGGUAUGGAUAUUGGCCACUUUGAGGAUGCGGAACUUCGAUUUCGAGAGCCUAUACCAUCAGAUAAGAUUCCAGUCAGGGAUUUUUAUGAAGAAGAGGAAAGACCCAUGUUUCAUUCUAGAAAUGUUCCAUACACCAGGAUGCCAGCUCCUCAUUCUAAGGAUUUGGAAAGCACUUCUCGUUUUGAAAAUUUUGCUGGUUCAUCUUCUGGAUUCUCAAGGAGUGAGUUCCCAAGUUCGUAUAGAGAAGGCAUGCCUCUAGCUGAAUCAGAUGAAUAUCCAAGGAGCAGCAUGAAACUCACAGAACCUAUGGAUUUUAACGCAUAUAGGGAAAGGCCAGUUAUGGACAUAAGAGACCGAGAGGCUGGUAAGAGAAUUAUUACGAGUUAUCCUCAGGGUGCCUAUAAUACUAAAAGGGUCUCACAUGAUCAUUACCUUUACUCCAGGUCACAAGGAACUGUGAAUGACGAUCAUGCAUAUCUAUCUGAUGACAUACACAGAAUGAUGUCCCCACCUUCUCCAUUGGACUAUGAGCAUGCUCGAAUAGAUUAUGAGCAUAGAGAAUUUUCAAGGCUGAGUAUGCACCCUGUUAGAGACAGGACUGAGCAUGCUGAGGGUUCCUAUAUAAACAUGAGAAGGAGCACUGUAUUUGAUCAUCCUACAAUACAAAAGCAAGCACCUAUGGAGAACCUUGAUGCAGGCAGAAUACAACAUGCAUCAAAAUACAAUGCAGAAUAUUUGGGCUCUGCAUAUACCCGAGUUGAGUUUGGACAGGGGGAGUUACAAGAUAAUAGGAAAUCUCAUUUGGGUGUCACACAGAAUCACCAAAUCCCACAUUCGAGGUCAAAUUAUGGGUUCGGACGAGAUGCAGGUCCACAGUUUCAAAAGGAAACAUUGGACAAUACUCCUAUGCCAUUAUAUGACCUGGAAAGGCUUGCUGCCAAGAGGCAAAGGACGAGGGUAGAGCUUGCCAUAUACAAGCCAUCAGAUAAAGCAUUCAAGCAGAAGUAUGUAAUGGAGGAAGAAAUAAAUAGGCAUGACAGAAAGUACGUUGUGGAGGAAGAUAUAAAUAGGCAUGAUACAAGAAAUAUUGUGUCAAACAAAUGGAAUGCACCUCAAGAAUUUGAAGAUGUUUAUGAAACAGGCGAGGAAUGGGUAAAUGAAAAUGCAGGUGAUUUACAUGUAUCCAGGACUCAGAGGUUUUAUCAGAGUGCAUAUAGAAAUGCUAAAAGGACAUAUGACAGGCAAGAUAUUCUUGGAGAUUCUGCAUCUGAAGACUGGUUGUCUUCUCAAGCUUCUUUGUCACCUGCACGAAGGCAUUCCAUUAGACAUUAUAAACCUGGUGCUAAAUAUAUGAACGGUCAUCCAAGAUCUGGUCCUUUAAGCUGGUAUAACUCGCACCAGACUGAUAGAAAAAGUGGUGUUCAUAGACAGCAUAGGAUUUGGAAAAGAAAUGAUGAUUUUGGCGAGGAUGCAAAUGUAAUUGAUGAUGACCAGUCAGAAGAAUGGGUGAAUCUUGGGGAGGCUGAACCACCUGAGGGCUCAGAGGAAUUCAAGCAACUGGUGGAUGAAGCCUUCUUGCUGUACUCUAAAAGAUUAAAUUUGAACUCUGCAGUUCAGAGAAGAUACAAGGAGCAAGGAAAAGCUGGUAGUUUGUUCUGCAUCGUUUGUGGCAAAAGCUCAUCAAAGGAGUUCAUGGCUGCCCAGAACCUGGUACAGCAUGCCUUUAUGUCUCACAAGAUUGGGCUGAGAGCCCAGCACUUGGGUCUUCACAAAGCAAUAUGUGUUUUGAUGGGGUGGAAUAGUUCCGUGCCUUGUGAUGCAAUAACAUGUGUUCCUGAGAUCUUGCCUGCUGAAGAAGCUGUUGCUCAGAAAGAGGAUUUGAUGCUCUGGCCUCCACUUGUUGUUAUCCACAACAUUUCUAUGUCGAACAACAACCCAGAACAUCAGAAGGUCGUACCUAUUGAAGGGGUGGAGGCUUUUCUGAGAGGUAAAGGUAUUGUUGGGGGUAAAAUCAAGGUAUGCCUAGGAAAACCUGCCGACCAAAGCAUUAUGUUGGUAAAGUUUUUGGGAACUUUUACUGGACUUGGAAAUGCAGAGAAGCUUCACAAAUAUUUUGCUGAGAAGAAACAUGGGAGAGAAGAAUUUGAGCAUAAAACAUCCAACAAUGGUAACAACAUCAGUAGUUCGAAAGAAGAAACUCAAGGAGGCGGCAAGUUGGAGGAGCAACUACUAUAUGGGUACCUGGGAAUUGCUGAGGACUUGGACGGGCUUGAUUUUAAUACCAAGAAGUGGAUUAAAAUAAAGAGCAAGAAGGAAAUUCAAGAGCUGGCAAAUGCCCCUGUUAAAACUGAUGACAAGUUGCUGAAUUACUAAUGACAAAUAUUAACUUAAACAUGGUGAAGCAAUUUCCUUCAGGAGGAAUAUUCUGCGAAAAAAGUUUCUCCAUCUUUAGUUCCAGUCUAUUGGUAGUCUAUUAUACAUAGCUUAAGGUAGUGCAAUCCUACCUUAAGCUAUGUAUACGUAUCAAGAUUUGGAAUUAUCUUUGUUAUGAAGACAGAAAUUUCUGUGCAGAAGUUAUCCUCCUGUAUGUGUAGUCUAUUGGUAGAACAAUACUACUUUAAGCUAUGAAUACAGAUCAAGAUUCGGAAUGUCUUUGUAAUCUAACUCUUUUCCUAGUCAGAUAUUACCUACUUGCAUACUA
Populus trichocarpa (black cottonwood) is the source of this 3865-nucleotide messenger RNA. RefSeq lists its product as uncharacterized. NCBI's taxonomy places the organism in Eukaryota, Viridiplantae, Streptophyta, Magnoliopsida, Malpighiales, Salicaceae. Gene Ontology annotation, biological process: regulatory ncRNA-mediated gene silencing. The record is from RefSeq and is a predicted model, not a curated record. The transcript has 3 exons. Bases 553 to 3537 code for a protein of 994 amino acids.